Molecule: messenger RNA, 539 nt
Organism: Amoebophrya sp. A25
Lineage: Eukaryota; Dinophyceae; Syndiniales; Amoebophryaceae
Source: the annotation of a GenBank genome assembly
AUACACCUACGCGAUGGAGUUUUUGCAUCUCAAUGUUAAGACGAUAACGGACAAAAUUUCACGUUUGUCUUAUGAUUCAGAAACCUGGACAGCCAUAACUACUUUCAGGCAUUUUUUUUGCACAGACUCACUGUCACUGCGCCGUCCUCGACAGGAAACAAGUUGUGCUUUAGACGAUUCUCUCUCAUUAAGGGCACCAGAAAAGUGAAAAUAUGCUAGACCUAUGUAUUAGUUUUUCGAAAACGAAGACUAAAAAUUAUGAGAUAAACAUACCAACAAGACGAAGGACAGCGUCAAGGUGUUCCUCCUCUAAAAGUAUGAUGAUUUCGGUUGCGUAUCAGUGUGACCUAGCCGACUGGCCUUUCACGCACUUGACGAGCGUGGAACUGUUGAGAAAUCUUUACGUGAUGGCAAGCGUGGAGCAGAGAGAGGGGCUGCCAGUCGCGAAUGCGACCUACCGCGACGCGCUUGUUCUCCACGGACAGAGCUCCCUGAAGCACGAUCUUGCACCCAACGGGCGACACGGGAGAGAUGGCGAU